This is a messenger RNA of Protopolystoma xenopodis, 687 nucleotides long. The record is from the annotation of a GenBank genome assembly. NCBI's taxonomy places the organism in Eukaryota, Metazoa, Platyhelminthes, Monogenea, Polystomatidea, Polystomatidae.
CUAAUUUUCAUGCCCAAGUUGAACCCGGUGCAGGCAACGAAAUAUAACUCUUUUCGUAAUCAUUCGCAUCGAGCUCAACCGGGCAGUUUUGAACGCUUACAAUAUUUGCAAGCUCUUUUGAAAGAAUAUACAGAAACGGAUUUACCUGAAUACAAGGAACAGAUCGUCGCUAAUUUCGCCAAUUUUUCUUAUGAUCCUAGAAACAGUCCCCACUUAUUACAAUUAAACAUUCUUGAUCUCUUUUGUGAUAUUAUAAAAAUUCCCGCCGAGAUAUGGCUCUCUAAUGAAACGUCUUCUAGUGGUGAUUCACUCUCCCAGCAUCAAAUUCGACUUGCUUCGUUUGCUGUCGCCGGUCUUGCGAAUCUCUCCUCUGCUUCUUCUAGUAACCGCGCCAAACUGCUCGCACACCCAUGUCUCCCUCUUCUAGUUUGUUGUCUUGCCUCUCCUGAUUGUUCAAUAGUUGUAAAUACAUUCACGAUUCUCAUACAUUUGGGCUCUGGCAAUUCUCUUAUUACAGAACCAAGUCAAAGCUUAGGCGCUAGAUUUCCAAGUGCAAAAAAAGCUGCGGAGGCAUAUCAAUCUGCGGCUAGGACCUCUACGUUGCCUGAUAAAAGGAUAGGCAUUUUGGCAAGCAUAUUUUUGGAGGAUUGCUGUACUCCUAGAAAAAUUGUUAUCCUUCACAAAUAA